GCAACAAAAACUAUUGAUCGGCAAGAUAUUAGCAAUGUAACACGGUGACAAAAUAUAAAAAAAGACCCUUGGCCUGAAUUUUUUUUCUUCCAGAGUUGCUGGAUACCUGCACCUCUCACUGAUGUAAUUUUAAUUGAAAUUGCUCAGAACUGUCCUCAGCAAAUCAGUGCCCCUCCUUUCAUAUUUGAGAUAUUUAAAAUUAUUCCGCAGUUAAAUGCAUAUUACACUUGAAGCACCUCUUUUUUUAGGUUUGUCUACCAUGCCAUAGGAAACAAAUUGGGUGUGUGUUGGGGUCAGUUUUUGUUUAAAAAAAAAAUAGGUUGUGUACCGUUAACUACUUACACAUUUACAACUUUUUUUAAAUAUUACACUCUUUAUACCUAUAUUCUUAUAUUAUGUAAUAUGGAAUGUAAGAAUAUUAAAAAAUAGCUAAGGAAAAUAAGUGGAAAUAACUCACUUUUCCAGUAGACUUCUUUGGUAGAUGUGACAGCGUUGCAGUCUAUAUGCAUCAAGUGGGAACGAGCAAUCGGUUGCAGGUCUCAUUUGAAAAGAAAGGGAAAGAUUUUCUUACGUUUCAAGUAGAUUUGAAUGCCCCAGAUUUAGAUUGUUGUGCAUAUAUCUCUUAAAGCCUUUUGCUUAAAAAAAAAAAAAAAAAGUUUGUAAAUUGUCAUCUUAAAAAUGCCUAUUUUAAUAAAGGGACUUCCAUAUCAAAUUAGAAGAAUCUUGUAUCUUUUUUUUGGGCACAAAUUUUUGUAAAAAUCGGAUUGUUUUUUCUUUGUAUGUAGUUGAGUAGCGUGAAGUGGCGUUCUUGUAAAUAAGGAAACAAAUAGCUAUAUUCUUCCUGCAUGGAGACAGAUUUGUAUGCAUUUUUGAUCUUUCCUGCUAGGAAGUACUUGUCUGUCUGUAUGGUCCUGGAAAAUUAAAACUGUUUUGUUUCUUUUUGACAAAAGGUAUAUUACAGACUCUCUGCAGCUGCAUGGUUAAUUGAAUUUCUGUCUGUCUCCACCAGAAGCAAUUCUUGCUUAAUGUGACGCAGCUUUUGUGCACACAGAAAAGCCUUUGACAAACUGCCUUUGACGUGAUUUGUUUACAGCAACCAAAAUGUUUUUACACAAUAAGAGGUUAAUUGAGAAGAUUUGGAAUAUUAUUUGUGUGCUGCUUUGUUUUCUAUUUGUAAAUAGUAAAAGAUAAUUAUAAAGGGAUAAAAAUGUCUUUUAAAAGAUGCAAAUCAGAUAAUCUAUCGGAUCAUGUGAUGGUCACUGACUGCAAAGGCAUCUUUAGGGAGUAGAUUCAGAAAGUGAUUACUGAACACAUGCCUUGUGUUUUGAUGAUUUCAUUAAAUGCUUUCUAUGGGACAAGGUUCGUUGGCCAUGAGAGAUUUAUUUAAAUAAAAAACAGGCCAGACCCUUCGUAUAGUGGAGGAAAAAAAGAACCAAAAUCUACCAGUCUGUGCACCAUUAUUGUUUAAGAUAGAAUGAUACUGGAUAUGCUAGUUUGAAAGCGGUUUUCUGCAAGAGGUAGGACUUGUAUUUUGAAAUGGUGUAGCAGCUGUUGGCUAUUGCAGCAUAGAACUGCAGAUCUGACAGGGUCACACAGUACUCUGUCUUUAUGCUGCACUGGAUUGAGGGUGGCGCAGGCACCUACAGUCACUCAUAUAGUUGCUGUUACUUGAUCUAUUGGUUCAUUCAGAAAGCUCCCAGUAGCAUCUAAAUUGUAUAAUGGCUGUUGGGGAUGAUAAAAGCUUUGAUGAUGAGGAGUCAGUGGAUGGAAAUAGGCCAUCGUCAGCUGCUUCAGCUUUCAAGGUUCCUGCACCUAAAAAACUCGGGAAUCCUUCAAACAGUGCAAGAAAACCAGGUUCAGCUGGUGGGCCUAAGGUUGCAGGUGCAUCUAAAGAAGGAGGAGCUGGAGCCGUCGAUGAGGAUGAUUUUAUUAAGGCAUUUACAGAUGUUCCUUCUGUACAGAUCUAUUCCAGUCGAGAGCUUGAAGAAACAUUAAACAAAAUCAGGGAAAUUCUCUCAGAUGAUAAACAUGACUGGGAUCAGCGAGCGAGUGCGCUCAAGAAGGUUCGGUCGUUGCUUGUUGCUGGAGCUGCACAGUAUGACUGCUUUUUCCAGCAUCUACGGUUGUUGGAUGGAGCUUUUAAAUUAUCAGCUAAGGAUCUCAGAUCCCAGGUGGUUAGAGAAGCAUGCAUUACUGUAGCUCAUCUUUCAACAGUUUUGGGAAACAAGUUUGACCAUGGGGCUGAAGCCAUUGUGCCUACUCUUUUUAAUCUGGUCCCUAACAGCGCCAAAGUUAUGGCAACUUCUGGCUGUGCUGCAAUCAGAUUUGUCAUUCGUCAUACCCAUGUGCCCAGACUCAUACCUUUAAUAACGAGCAACUGUACUUCAAAAUCAGUUGCUGUCAGGAGACGCUCCUUUGAAUUUUUAGACCUGUUACUGCAGGAGUGGCAGACUCAUUCACUGGAAAGGCAUGCAACUGUCUUGGUUGAAACCAUCAAGAAGGGCAUUCAUGAUGCUGAUGCUGAGGCAAGAGUGGAGGCAAGAAAGACUUACCUGGGUCUUAGAAGUCACUUUCCUGGUGAAGCAGAGGUCCUGUAUAAUAGCCUUGAGCCAUCAUAUCAAAGAAGUCUCCAGACUUACUUGAAGAAUUCUGGCAGUAUAGCAUCUCUCCCUCAGUCAGACAGGUCAUCUUCAAGUUCACAGGAGAGUCUCAAUCGUCCUUUAUCUUCUAAAUGGUCCACAGCCAGCCCAGCAAGUAUAGCUGGCAGAGUUUCAGGAAGUAGCAGCAAGACUGCUCCAAGUCCGGGAACGCUGCAGAGGUCCCGCAGUGACAUUGAUGUUAAUGCUGCUGCAGGUGCAAAGGCACGCCACGCUGCUGGACAGCCAACAGGAGCUGGGCGCUUGUCUGCUGCCGGUCUACCUCCCGGAUCCUAUGCGUCACUAGGUCGUAUACGAACAAAGCUUUCAACACCUGUUGGAAUUGGAAAUUCAAAGACAGAUUCUAGAGGACGUAGUCGAACGAAAGUGGUCUCUCAGUCUCAGCCUGGUAGUCGAUCUGGAUCUCCUGGAAGAGUUUUGACUACAACUGCACUUUCAACUAUGAACACAGGGGUUCAGAGAGUGUUAGUCAAUCCAGCAACAGCACAAAAACGGAGCAAGAUCCCACGAAGCCAAGGAUGCAGUAGAGAAGCAAGUCCUUCUAGAUUGUCAGUAGCACGAGGCAGCCGCAUUCCUCGACCUAGUGUGAGUCAGGGGUGCAGUCGGGAGGCCAGCCGUGAAAGUAGCAGGGACACAAGCCCUGUCCGCUCUUUUCCACCCCUUGCUUCCAGGCAUCACUCCAGAUCUACUGGUGCCCUCUACACCCCAGAAGUAUAUGGGGCUACAGGUACAGGUUUUGGGAUCAGUCAGUCAAGUAGAUUGUCAUCAUCGGUUAGUGCUAUGAGAGUUCUGAACACAGGUUCUGAUGUAGAAGAAGCAGUAGCAGAUGCAUUGCUCUUAGGAGACAUACGGACUAAGAAAAAGCCUGUACGAAGGAGGUACGAGUCGUAUGGAAUGUACUCCGAUGAUGAUGCCAACAGUGAUGCAUCCAGUGCCUGUUCAGAAAGAUCAUACAGCUCUCGCAAUGGCAGCAUACCUACAUAUAUGCGGCAGACAGAAGAUGUGGCAGAGGUCCUCAAUCGCUGUGCUAGCUCCAACUGGUCAGAAAGAAAAGAAGGUCUUCUAGGUCUACAGAAUUUAUUAAAAAAUCAGAGGACUUUAAGUCGCGUUGAAUUGAAAAGAUUGUGUGAAAUCUUCACAAGGAUGUUUGCUGACCCUCAUAGCAAGGUGUUCAGCAUGUUUUUGGAGACCUUGGUCGACUUCAUCCAGGUCCAUAAAGAAGAUCUACAGGAUUGGCUGUUUGUGUUGUUGACACAGCUGUUGAAGAAAAUGGGUGCUGAUUUGCUUGGGUCUGUACAAGCAAAAGUUCAAAAGGCACUUGAUGUCACAAGGGAAUCUUUUCCAAACGAUCUCCAAUUCAGUAUUUUAAUGAGAUUCACUGUUGACCAGACUCAGACACCCAGCUUGAAGACAGUCAAGCCAGCGCUGCAGGACCAGCUUCGCUCUUUUUGGAGCUCCAAGGUUAAAGUUGCAAUUCUUAAAUACAUAGAGACUCUUGCACAGCAGAUGGACCCAGGGGAUUUCGUAAAUUCAAGUGAAACUAGGCUGGCAGUAUCUCGGAUCAUCACCUGGACAACAGAACCGAAAAGUUCAGAUGUUAGGAAGGCUGCACAGUCAGUGCUGAUUGCCCUAUUUGAACUAAAUACCCCAGAGUUCACAAUGUUACUGGGUGCAUUACCAAAAACAUUUCAGGAUGGAGCAACAAAGCUUCUCCACAACCAUCUCCGGAAUACGGGCAAUGGUGGUCAGGGGUCAAUGGGAAGUCCUUUAACAAGACCUACACCACGUUCACCAGCCAGUUGGUCCAGUCCUCUCACUUCCCCAACCAAUACAUCACAGAAUACUUUGUCACCAAGUGCAUUCGAUUAUGACACAGAAAACAUGAAUUCUGAAGAUAUUUAUAGUUCUCUUCGUGGAGUCACUGAAGCCAUUCAGAACUUCAGUUUCCGUAGUCAGGAAGAUAUGAAUGAGCCUGUGAAACGGGAUUCCAAAAAGGACGAUGGUGAUUUAAUUUGCAGUGGCUCUGGAAUAGCGGAUCUAAGAGCAGGAGGUGGUGCAAUUGAUACAGGCCGAACAGCUCUUGAUAACAAAACAUCAUUACUAAACACAAUGCCUUCCCACUCUUCUCCACGUUCACGAGAUUAUAACCCGUACAAUUACUCGGAUAGUAUCAGUUCUUUUAACAAAUCUGCUUUGAAAGAAGCUAUGUUUGAUGAUGAUGCAGAGCAAUUUCCUGAUGAGCCUCCCUUGGACCAUUCUGAUCUGGUUGCAGAGUUACUGAAGGAAUUGUCAAACCAUAAUGAGAGAGUUGAAGAAAGAAAGGCUGCAUUGUAUGAGCUUAUGAAAUUGACUCAAGAAGAGUCCUUUGGUGUUUGGGAUGAGCACUUCAAAACGAUACUACUUCUGUUACUUGAAACUCUUGGGGACAAAGAGCAUGCAAUCAGAGCUUUGGCAUUGAAAGUUUUAAGAGAAAUUCUAAGGAACCAACCAGCAAGAUUUAAAAAUUAUGCAGAGCUUACAAUUAUGAAGACACUAGAAGCUCAUAAGGAUCCUCAUAAGGAGGUGGUGAGAUCUGCUGAAGAAGCUGCUUCAAUGCUGGCAACUUCCAUUAGCCCAGAUCAGUGCAUCAAAGUACUUUGUCCCAUUAUCCAAACUGCAGAUUACCCCAUUAAUCUGGCUGCAAUCAAAAUGCAGACAAAAGUGAUAGAGAGAGUAUCUAAAGAAACGCUUGCUCAGCUUUUACCAGAUAUUGUGCCAGGUCUAAUACAGGGUUAUGAUAAUUCGGAGAGCAGUGUUCGUAAGGCUUGUGUUUUCUGCCUUGUAGCUAUUCAUGCAGUAAUUGGUGAUGAACUAAAACCACAUCUCAGUCAACUCACAGGCAGUAAAAUGAAAUUAUUGAACCUUUACAUCAAACGUGCACAAACAGGCUCUGGAGCAGGUGACACAGUAGCAGAUGUUUCUGGACAAAGCUAAUGAAGCUGACGACAGUGAACCAGGUCUCCUAAAGAAAGAAAAGAACAGGCACUCUGAUAUCAGUGAAAGGAAAAUUCUCACACGCACCUUUGGAAUUUUUUUUUUUCCCCUUCCCAGUUUGUUUUUUGUUUUGUUAUUUUUUAAACUGAUGGCUACCCCUCAGCCUGCAUGCAACUGUUGCAGUAGAGUUAUUCAAAUCCAAAGAGAAAACAGUAUUAAGAUCAGCUGGUCAAAACACAAUACAUUUUAAAAAUCUAAUCCAUCACUUUUCCUGUUCGCACUCUUCUAUGUGUCUUCCCAUUAACUUUUACCAGUGUUAUGACUGUAUUUAAAAAGAAUUUUUAAAAAUGCUAAUUAAACAGGAAUGCUUUAAGCUUUAAAAGUUAAAAUCUAAAUUCUUUUGCUUUUUUAUUUUUGGCUGCAGAAUAACAUGCCAUUUUUAUUGCAGUUUUGUUUAAAUAUCCUAUCCUUUCCUAGAAAGAAGAAAUUAUAUGAAACAAGGCAGGACUAGUCUGAAUUGCAACUAGAUUCAGUCAGUGUUGUGGUACAUCAUCAUAUUUGCAUCUUGUUUGGGAUAUUCUGGAAUAUGAGAAUUAUGCCCAUAAAGAAACUGGAUUGAUCCAGUUCUUUGAAAGUGAUAUUGUUCAUUGGUUGUAUGUUUGUCCCAUAAAUAAGAAUUUAGUGUGAGCAAUAGAGGACUAGUACAGCUAGCACAUCCUAAUCUGGAAGACAGCCCAGUUCAGGGUCCAGUGUUGCGGAACUGGUGAUAGUGUGACAACCUGCUUUCUAGCAGCAGAGAAAACAAUUACUUGAUGGACCUGAACCAUCCUUGUCAUCAUCCUUUCUUUAAGCAGGAUGCCUCAGAGUGGAGUGCUCUGCCCAAGCAUGCUCAGUAUGUAUUUAUCUUUAUCACUAGAAUGUUUCCUCUCAACCUAGUUGCUGGAACCAGUAGUGUUGUAUUGUAACUCACAUGGGGGGGGUAUAUGACAACAGUGCAGUUCAUUGGUUGUUUUUUUAAAAGCACUACAACAUUCUGCACUGAAUUUUUAAGGUUGGGGGAGAAUCACAGCACUAUGAAUCUUGCCACUUUUUAAAAAAAAAUGUUUUGGAUGAAUUGGGAAAGCUGCACCAAAUGAUUUGCAUGGUUUUCUUGAAUAGCAACAUCAAGACCCAUCUUGAUUAAGGUGUGAAUGUUUUCAAGUUUUUAUUUUUCAAAUUUUAGUUUAUUGUUAAUAAUGCUUCUUUGUAUUUAUGAUAAUGGAAAGAGAGAACAAAAAUCAAGUAAAUAUGUCCCUGAAUGUCUUCUGUUUCUCAGAUGUAAUCAACAAGCUACUUAGCUGAGAGAUGGGGUAAAACAGCACCCUGUCCAGGAAUGAUGGAACCUGAGGUUUUUUUUUACUAUGGUAAGGUCUAGUUUUAGGAAAUGUGUCCUGGUAAGAGAAAAUAGCAGUGCCAAGGAUGUUCUUCUGUGCUAGGCUAAAAUUCUCUCUCCUUCUUCAGGGUGAUUACUUUUGACUGAGCUGCUGCCCAUAGUGUCUUGUGGAAAAACUAUCUAUAGACAUCUUUUUUUAAUUAUUUUUUCAAAUCACCAUUUGCUACUGUGUAUUCGAAGCCCUGUUCUUUAUCAUGUAGCCAAAUAUAAGGAAAUGCUAAUGUACUUCAAUUGCUAGUUAUCUUGAAAGACAAAACUGAAUAAAAGUGGAGCUGGAUACUUGCAGUUACAUUCUUUGAGAGGUCAUUUUCACUUAAUCUGAAGUGAAACUGACAGAGAAAGUUGAGACAUGGUUAUUAAAGAAGCAGUUUGCUGCUGUUGCAGAGAUUUGUUUCCUUUGGGCAGGGGGAAAUGUAGAAAUGUAUGUAAAAACUUUUAAAAAGGAAAAUUCCCAUUAUUUGUCACUGGCCCUUUUUUUUUUAGCAGCUGCAUCAGGAAAGUAGUGUCUCCCCUUGCUCUCCUCCCUUGCGUGCAACAUUCUCUUUGUUUUCUACUGUUUAACUACAUUGUGUAUUUAUAGUUCUUUGCUUACCAUUGUGCAUAUACUGGCAAUAAAAUGUACAUAACAUUACUUGAAAAAAAAUUAGCAAUGUAUACAGGCUGUUUUUCUGUUUUAUUUAAUCAUGUUAUAUGAAAGAUUAUAGAUGUCAUAGGCACCAAUAUUGGUUUCAAAAGAUUCUGCAUAAUUGCUGUGUGUGCAGAAUGCUGCUUUUUUAGACAUUCUAAGUAUCCCAUUUUGUAUAAAGGAUUUUGCUAUCUUUAUUUCAGUGGUACAGAAAAUCCCUGUUUUUUAAAAUUGUCACUCAGAUUACAGUUUAACAGCCCUACUUCAACCCUUCUUCAUAAGUGUGCAUAUAUAAGGUGUUAAUUCUGUUUGUUCUGAAGAUUGUUCUUUUAAGUCUUGACCUCAAGAAGACUUUGCUGUUUCCAUUCUUUCCGAACAUGGAGUCUGUCCCAUUUACACUACAAAAAUAACCCUCUUUAAAUAUGUUUAUGGCCUAAUGCUAUAACUCUUUUUUUCCUUAAUGGUGUGGACAGGGGAAAAAAAUAAAAAUCAGUCCCUUGGGGGAGAGGGGGAAGAGAGAGAGAGAGAAAGAUGUUAUUUUCAGUACACAGAUAGCAAGGCUAAAAGUUGGUUCUUCACUUUUUUGGGGGUGGGGAGGAAUUGUUUAUCUUCACAGAGACAAAGAAAUCUUGUUUUUAUAAGAAGCUUGGACCACAGUCAUGUAUCACACCAUAUUUAAACAUCCCAUGUCCUAAAAAAACUAAACAUAAAUUUAAAAUUUUUUAAACAUUUUAAAUUUAUCAAUAGUGACCUGAUAUCAACCUGACCAUAUCUGCUAGUCACAAGGAACAGAUUGAUAAACAUGCACUUUCCUGUGAAAAGGAUGUUUUGUAUUCAUUUAAUCAUAGGAUAGGAGUGUGGAAGUUUACAAAAAAAAAAAUGCAUGCUGCCCCCAUUAACAUUGGACAAGCUACAAUAAUCCUUUACUUGGGCUUUAUUUCCUAUAUUGUAAAUAAAAGCUAGCUCGGUUUAUUUGCAACUAUAAUCAAUGGUGUCUUAUACAUGUUAAACUGGAGAUCUCUAAUGAAUGUGCAUAAAAAUAUGUGCAGUGAAAAGAAAUUUUACAGUGUUGCUGGUCAGCAAAAAGUUCAGAUAGUUCUAAGGAUGAUGUCAUCUGUUAAUAGCCUUUCUUUCCUUGUAAGGUUAUAAUGCAAAACUUUUAAGCUGGAAGACAUUGUAUUGUACCUAUGGUUCUUAAAAAGUUUGAUUUUGGGGGUAGAAUAUCUAUAUUUUGCAGUUGAAUGUAAAAAUGAAACCACAAUAUAUCCAGAGUCAGAAUAAUAAAUGUAAAGGUGAUUUGACAUGCCAAUUGUCUUGUAAUAAAAUCUGAUUAUUGUGUUGUGCUCAACCUAAGCCCCAGCCAGGAAGUUGGGGUAAUUAUUUGAAGGCACACUGUAAACUUAAA
Messenger RNA from Dermochelys coriacea (leatherback sea turtle), 9092 nucleotides. RefSeq names its product cytoplasmic linker associated protein 2 (gene CLASP2). The transcript is spliced from 33 exons. The record is from RefSeq and is a predicted model, not a curated record. Bases 1719 to 5630 code for a protein of 1303 amino acids. Gene Ontology annotation, cellular component: spindle microtubule; microtubule organizing center; cytoplasmic microtubule. NCBI's taxonomy places the organism in Eukaryota, Metazoa, Chordata, Testudines, Dermochelyidae. Gene Ontology annotation, molecular function: microtubule binding. Gene Ontology annotation, biological process: mitotic spindle assembly.